Molecule: messenger RNA, 1932 nt
Organism: Nematolebias whitei (Rio pearlfish)
Lineage: Eukaryota; Metazoa; Chordata; Actinopteri; Cyprinodontiformes; Rivulidae
Gene: leng9
Product: leukocyte receptor cluster (LRC) member 9
Exons: 8
Coding region: 50-1738 (562 amino acids)
Molecular function (GO): metal ion binding
Source: RefSeq, a predicted model, not a curated record
AGAGCGAAACUGUCACAGAGAGACUCAGCAGUGCCUUUCAGAUCUGGGCAUGGCAUCAGACGGACCGGGACUUUACUCAGAUCCAGUAGUGGACCAGAAGGACAUUGGUGGGACUCUCCCCACACCCACCAUCUUGACAGACUCACUGGGACCACAAGCAGGGGUCCCUUCUGAAAGUAACAUUGGUGACGUCACCCUGACAGCCACAGGAGAGUCGGCUGGAUUGAAUGAGGAUGAGCUAAAAGUGUGCCAUUUUUUCCUGAUGGGAAAGUGUCAUUUUGGCAACAGAUGUCGUUUAUCACACAGCGAGCCACCUCUGGAUGAUUCAAACGCCGUAUUUCCAGACACAGACGACAAACUGGAUGAAGGAAAGAUGGAAAAGCACAAAAAGAAAAAAGGCAACGAGACCAAAGUCGCAAGGCCAAAACACAACAAGGAAAGAGCAGAGGUGAACAAAAAACCCCGUAUGCGCACGGCUGAUGAGGUUAUUUCUCGCAUCCUGUGGGACUCAUCAGUGGACGCAUCGGAGUUUGUGGUGGGCUACGUGGACCGCUUCCUGGGUGUGCUGGAGCGCCCUUUCUGUGACUUCAACUGGGACACGAACCCCUGCGAUUGUGACUACACGACUGAGCUGGCCCUGCCCCGACACAGGAUCCAGUACUUCACCUACAAAGGGCACCGUGUGUGGGACCGCCACACCAGAACUGACAGGGUUUUUGGCUCCACCGGUCAAUCUCUGGCUCCCCCAUUUGGAAAGGAGGAGGAAGUAAAGGAGGAACAGAACACAGAAAACCAUGAGGCUGAAGCAACAGAUGAGCAAGAAAUUUCUGUCGGCGAGCAGGACGAGAGUGAAGCCCAAACUGAAAACAGACAUGUGGAGAAAGACGAGCUGAAUGAGAUGAUUCACACCUUUAACUCAACACAUUGUGGAGAAAACAUUUCACAGGAACAGCAGCGUGGAUCAUGUGUUGCAGAGGAGGCUGCAAAUAGGUUUCAGCCUUCUACAAAGCAAACAUUCCCAGAAGAAUCAUGUGCGACAGAAGACGGUGAGGAGGAGUCUUUUGCAGAGUGGGAAGAAAGCUGGGAAGGCGGUGAUGAGCCUCAGAACCCUUCAGCCCCUCUGAAGCAGACAGAAGAGAAGCGUGGUGAACAUCGUCCUAAAAAACAACCCACACACUUCAUCUCCUUCCGGGCCAACACUCCUGCCAUCCUCUCCUGUUUCCAGCAGCUGCAGGAGGAGCUCACCUCCCUGCUGCCCUCCUCUGCUCCUCACUGGCAGACCGCCUCCAAGCUCCACGUCACCCUGUGCCUCCUGGUGUUGCGCGGCCCUGCCGAGGUGGCGGCUGCCGCCGAGAUCCUCCGCAAGUUCGCUCAUUUGGAUCGCAACCCGCCUGUGGGGGUGAGCUUCCCCGUGAAGCUGAAGCAUUUUAACGGGAAGGUGUUGUACCUGAGCCCCCAGCCUCAGCUCCACCUCCACCAGCUGAACUGUGGCCUGCAGGAGGCCUACAGGAAGGAGGGCUGGCUCCACAGGAGCUCCUACAACCCACGCUACCACCUCACCCUGGCUAAGGUAGAAGACAAGGACGGGGAGAGGAUUUUUGAGGGGGUGGGGGAUCUGAAAGUUGGAAAGGGUUUGAACUUUGGCCGCCUACCCGUUAACACCUUACACCUUUGUACAGUCGGUGGGUCCGGAGUGAAUGACUUUUAUCCGGCUGUUUGCUCCGUAACUCUGCGAUGAAGAAAAAGUUUGUCACGUCUAGGCCUGUCGCGAUAAACAAUAAAUCAGUUAAUCGCACGAUAAAUGACAAUUAUCGACCUCAUUUUCAUUUAACGGCUUUAUCGUUUCUUCGUGUCUCAGUCAUUCUACUGCGAAUCUCAAACCACACGAACAUCUGCCAUUUUGAGACCCGAAGAGAGACAGCCCAUGACACG